Neltuma alba is the source of this 1603-nucleotide messenger RNA. RefSeq names its product trihelix transcription factor ASIL2-like. Gene Ontology annotation, cellular component: nucleus. Gene Ontology annotation, molecular function: transcription cis-regulatory region binding. The record is from RefSeq and is a predicted model, not a curated record. NCBI's taxonomy places the organism in Eukaryota, Viridiplantae, Streptophyta, Magnoliopsida, Fabales, Fabaceae. Bases 328 to 1449 code for a protein of 373 amino acids. The transcript has a single exon.
ACGCAGAAGGUCCCCCUACGAAGCCGGCAAAAAUCAACCUCAAUGCCGCUGACGGAGUUUUCGGCGCCUUCCAAUUGCAUCGCUCCACGUGUCCCCUAAUGGGAUACCCGCCCGACGGACGCCGUCAAAUCAAACCCCCGCCCCUCCCCCUUGCCGUCAGUUCAACCAUUUCUGAAAUUAUAAUAAUCAUACACAAGGAAAAAAGCGUCCGCAUAUCGCCGGUCAUGCCAAAACUUUAUGAAACCCUAAUUUCGUUCUCUCGCUCUCUCUCCCCUUCUCUCUCUUUAUCUGUUUCCCUGCAAUUUGGCAAGUCGGCGGUGGAAAAUUAUGGAAGCUGACGACAAGAUCCAGUCGCCUCGCUCGCCGGCCAGCGAAUCUCUGGGUUCGCCGCGAACCAACGGUCGGAUCACGGUCACGGUGGCUGCACCGGCGCCGUCGCCUCCCCAAAACAGCUUGGCACUGGCGCUUCCGGUCCAGCACCAGCAGCCGAAGGGUAAUGGUGGUGGUGGAGGAGGGAGGGAGGAUUGCUGGAGUGAAGGAGCGACGGCGGUGUUGAUCGACGCGUGGGGUGAGAGGUACUUGGAACUGAGCAGGGGGAAUCUGAAGCAGAAGCACUGGAAGGAGGUUGCGGAUAUCGUGAGUAGCAGGGAAGACUACAGGAAAACCCCCAAGACUGAUAUUCAGUGCAAGAAUCGGAUCGACACUGUGAAGAAGAAGUACAAGCUGGAGAAGUCCAAGAUCGCGGCUGGUGGUGGUCCUAGUAAAUGGCCGUUCUACGAGAGAUUGGACCAGUUGAUCGGCCCGACUGCGAAAAUUUCUGGGUCUGGCGGCGGCGCUGCCGCCGGAAAUAACACGGCGAACAGUUUGUCAACUCAGAAAGUGCCUCUGGGAAUUCCUGUAGGAGUUCGUGCUGUGAAUCAGAAUCCAUAUCAGGCUCAUCAACGACUUCAGAAGCCCCAGCUUCGGAUGAAGACGCCAAGCCAGAAGAUACAGUUGCGAAAGCGUGCUCCAGUUAACUCAGAUUCGUCGCCAUCUGAGAGAGAAUCGUCACCUGUUUCGAGUGAUAGUUUUCCACCUGGUACAUAUGAGACGAAGAGACCUAGAAUGCCAAGAGUGAUCAAUUCUGAUGCUAUGCCUGUGGAAACGAAGAAUAAAGGUUGGGGAAGUGCUAUAAGGGAAUUGACGCAGGCGAUACUGAAAUUUGGGGAAGCAUAUGAAAAAGCAGAGAGCUCGAAGAUUCAGCAGGUUGUGGAAAUGGAGAAGCAGAGGAUGAAAUUUUCCAAGGAGAUGGAAUUGCAGAGAAUGCAGUUCUUCAUGAAGACCCAGCUGGAGUUAUCGCAGCUGAAGCGUGGUAAGAGAGGAGGAGGAGGAGGAGGAGGAAACGCCAGCAACAUCAACAGUAACAUUAACAAUCAUAGUGACAGUGAUAACCUGGUUAGAUUGGAUUAGACUGUUCUUUGGAACGCUCGUUAUUGUAGUUUUAAGUGUAUUUGUAAAUUUAUCCCUUAACUGUAUCUGUAAAUUUAUCCCUUAAAAAGACGAGGGAGCGAAUUGUUGGUGCUAUUUUAAAUUCGAUAUUGGAAGAUCGGAUUACGCAAUCGAA